UUUCCACUCAGCUCAGUCCCUCCUGAGUCCGGGCUGAGCAAGUUUCUUCCACUCUCUUCUCUCCUCCUCCUCCUCGUGCCCGCCUCCCCUUCAGCCUCAGUAGGGCGCAGGUGUCCAACUCGAACAGGGCCCCCUCCUUGGAUCCAGGUGGUCCAGCUCUCAGACCCCCUGAUAACACAGGGGCGCCCUCCUGCUGCGCGAACCGCGAGCCGGAGCGCCCAUAGUCUCGGCACGCAAGCGGCCGGAGUUUCUCAAUGGGAAGAGGGCGGGCAUCCAGGGGGCGGGACGAGUAGGAUCCCGCCCUCCCGCGGGUCUCGCAGACCCAGGGCGUGCAACCGGCGGUGUUGAGCAUCGAAGACGGCGGAUGAGCCAGAUUUCGGGGACUCCAAGCCAGACAUAUACUCUUCCAGCCUGGGGUGGGGAGAGUGGGGUGCAGAGAGGGGUUCCAGUCCAGCGUGGUGAGAGGCGUGCUGUCGAGGAAGAAGUUGGAGGGGACCAGUGCAGCCCUAAGUCUGCGGGAUCUUGGGGUACACACACUCGGAAUGCUGGGUCCCGCCCUCCUCGCCCUCCUCUGUUGCUUCAGAGGACUUGCAGGCCCAUCGCCCCAUUUCCUGCAACAGCCAGAGGACUUGGUGGUGUUGCUGGGGGAGGAAGCCCGGCUACCCUGUGCUCUGGGCGCUUACCGGGGGCUCGUGCAGUGGACUAAGGAUGGGCUGGCUCUAGGGGGCGAAAGAGACCUUCCAGGGUGGUCCCGGUACUGGAUAUCUGGGAAUGCAGCCAGUGGCCAGCACGACCUCCAUAUUAAGCCUGUGGAACUGGAAGAUGAAGCAACGUAUGAGUGCCAGGCUUCACAAGCGGGCCUCCGAUCACGGCCUGCCCAGCUGCAUGUGAUGGUCCCUCCAGAACCCCCUCAGGUUCUCGGUGGCCCCGCAGUGUCUCUGGUUGUUGGAGUUCCUGGGAAUCUGACCUGUCGGAGUCGAGGGGAUGCCCAACCUGCCCCUGAACUACUGUGGUUCCGGGAUGGGAUCCGGCUGGAUGGGACCACCUUCCACCAGACCACACUGAAGGACAAGACCACUGGGACAGUGGAAAACACCUUAUUCCUGACGCCUUCCAGUCACGAUGAUGGAGCCACCUUGAUCUGUAGAGCCCGGAGCCAGGCCCUGCCCACAGGGAAGGACACAGCCGUUACCCUGAUCCUUCAGUAUCCCCCAGUGGUGACUCUGUCUGCUGAGCCCCAGACCGUGCAGGAGGGAGAGAAGGUGACUUUCCGGUGUCAAGCCACUGCCCAGCCUCCUGUCACCGGUUACAGGUGGGCAAAGGGGGGAUCCCCGGUGCUCGGGGCACGUGGGCCAAGGUUGGAGGUCGUAGCAGACGCCACGUUCCUGACAGAGCCGGUGUCCUGCGAGGUCAGCAAUGCGGUGGGAAGCGCCAACCGCAGCACCGCGCUGGAAGUGCUGUAUGGACCUAUUCUGCAGGCAAAACCAAAGUCCGUGUCCGUGGACGUAGGGAAAGACGCCUCCUUCAGCUGUGCCUGGCGAGGGAACCCACUUCCACGGAUUACUUGGACCCGCCUCGGCAGCUCUCAGGUGCUGAGCUCGGGGCCCACGCUGCAUCUCCCAUCCGUGGCGCUGGAGGAUGCGGGCGACUAUGUGUGCAGGGCUGAGCCGCGGCGCUCCGGUCUGGGAGGCGGCACCGCGCAGGCGAGGUUGACAGUGAAUGCUGGCCUGGAACUACUGGCAGCCCUCCUGCCAAGUGCUGUGAUUACAGGUGUGACUGGCCAGGGGGAUCUCAACUGUGACUCCCCAAAUUCACCAGUCCUCGACACCAAACCUAGUGCAUUGCAAAUCUGGGGAUCCCAAACUUGGCAGCCUUUUGAACCCAGGGGUCCCACACCCAAGCCCCGAGCCCAUUUCCCUGUUAGCCGCCUUCAGAUCAGCCCUCUGAGGACAUCCCACCUGCUCCUUACAGAUUUGCUGCCCACUCUGCGGAUUGUGGCUGGAGCAGUCUCUGCAGCCACCACGCUCUUUAUGGUCAUCACUGGAGUGGUCCUCUGCUGCUGGCGCCAUGGCUCUUUCUCCAAGAAAAAGAACUUGGUCCGGAUCCCAGGAAGCAGUGACGGCUCCAGUUCACGUGGCCCCGAGGAGGAGACAGGCAGCAGAGAAGACCGGGGUCCCAUUGUGCACACUGAGCACAGUGACUUGAUUCUUGAUGAAAAGGAGGCUCUGGAGACAACGGAUCCAACCAACGGUUACUACAAGGUUCGAGGAGUCAGUGUGAGCCUUAGCCUUGGGGAAGCCCCUGGAGGAGGCCUCUUCUUGCCACCCUCCUCUCCGAUUGGACUGCCAGGGACUCCUACUUACUAUGACUUCAAGCCACACCUGGACUUAACACCCCCCUGCAGACUGUACAGAGCACGGGCCGGUUACCUCACCACACCCCAUCCCCGCGCUUUCACCAGCUACAUGAAACCCACAUCCUUUGGACCCCCAGAUUUGAGCUCUGGGACACCCCCCUUCCCCUACGCUACCUUGUCUCCACCCAGUCACCAGCGUCUCCAGACUCACGUGUGAAGACAUCUCUCUAAUUGGAGAGUCUUGAGAUCUUCGACCUGCCGUUAUGUCCUGUCCAGCUUUCUGAGGAAUCAGGACAAGUUGAUGACCUAUUCCUCCAAAACGGAGUACCAAAGGAGGGGAACAAUGUCAGCAUCAUUGAUGCAGAGUCAGCUCAGCCAAAACGGAUGCUCCAAGCGGGAGCAAUAUGACCACUUUACCCAUUUAUUCUCCCGUGAGUGAGACAUUCAAGAUGGCGACUAAACUCUUUGCAGAGGGACAAAAGACGGGAGGGGAUGGGAGUUAGGGAAUGGAUGGAAGGCGUUUCUAGCCAGUAGAGAAGACAUUCGAAAAUGACCAUCUGCAGCAAGAAUGAUGAUAGCACAAGACAAGUCAAGAUGAAAGAAAUAAUUCCCCACACCCAGUCCUGGCUUUCCCAGGGAGGGGAACUUUGGCCAAUAAAAGUAUAGCCAAUAUGGCUGCUCAUUCUAUGAGAACUCAGAAUGACCACUCUCUUGAUUCCUUCCUUAAAGACACAGAAAGGAUUGAAUCCAAGGAGUGGGGAUGGGGUGUUUGUGUCUGUGCGUGCAUGUGUGU
Molecule: messenger RNA, 3149 nt
Organism: Peromyscus maniculatus bairdii (prairie deer mouse)
Lineage: Eukaryota; Metazoa; Chordata; Mammalia; Rodentia; Cricetidae
Source: RefSeq, a predicted model, not a curated record